CGCAGGCGAUUUUCAGUCGCAGUUGACAGACCGAAGUGUACGGAUCGGAAAUACUAGCGCUUCUAGUUGUCGUCGUUGUGUAACUUGGUUUUCAGUUUCACCCCACUUGGUCUUCGGUUGGGACGUCGCGCGAGCUUCUCUGUAUUCGGGGCACGGCGUUGGACCGAUGCCAAGUGCUUUCGGUGGCGUGAUUGGUCACCUCCCCGGUGAAAGGUUAUAUAUCCCGUUUCCGAUGCCGGUUGUAUGCAAUGAGUGUCACACUCUCAGUCAGAGUUCCAGUAUUUGAUGGAGGAAAACAAAUAGUUGUGACUAUUGUGAUUAUCUAAUGAGAAGUGUUGGUGUUCCUUUUUUUUGCAUAGAAGAUCUGUUACCUUGUUUUCGGAAGAUCGCCAGGAAAGACUCAGCGAAAGGGUCUGUGAAAUUGUGAACCGAUUAGCGAUCAGCUGGACAUAAUGGUCGGGAUAAUAGAGGUGUUGUUGUUUCUCGCAAUUGUGGGAUAUUUCUUCAAUAAAAGCAGAGGAACCGAAAUGGUGGACAUAAUAUCGAACCGCGUCCAGGAGGCGUACGGUUCGUUCCGACUGCCGGGGAUGUUCAGUCUCGGCACCACGCAGACCGUGGACGGUAGCUGGUUCUCCACGUACACCAUGCUGAAACGUUUCGGUGAGCAGAAGAAGCGUCAACGGCUGGUGGACAAGGACAAUGAUCGCAAGAUGCGGGAGAAUAGUUUGUAUCAGUUGAAAGAAGUACCCACGCAACGGAUUCAGCUGGAUGCAGCUCCGCUGCCAGGACCCGCGUGUCGUUUCUGCUCGCCGAAAGAAAGUCAGCAGCAGCUGGAUCAGGAAGAUCGUCGGCGCAGCGCAGUGGAUAUUUUGCGCGUUACGUCGCAUGCAGGGUUGCGAACCAACAGCAGUUCGCUGGACUGGGGCGUCUGGUGUCCCCAUCUAGCACAGACGGCCCGUGUUACAAAGUUCGACUAUCCACAGGUGGCCGGUGCCGUGAUGAGCGACGAGCGUGUCCAGCAUGCGUUGGAGACUGCCGCUAAAGAGUCGGUGGAUGAGAAACGUCAAGAGCUGGGCACCAGUGAGAGUGAUGAUACCUUCGACGAGGAUAGAUUCUACAAUGAGACGAUGCGGAAAAAUCAGAAGCGAGCGCAGAAAAUUCUGAUCGGAAUGCGCUCGAAACUGUCCGAUUUUGUCCUUCGCAUCACCUCGUGGGUGCUGUAUAAACUGCUGCCUUGCUUCAUCUCCGGAGUAGCGGCCCACCCUGGCCAGGUGGAAAUGAUAAAACGUGCAAUCGAGAAGAACCCGGACGCGCCGCUGAUUUUCCUUCCGCUACAUCGAUCUCAUCUAGACUAUAUUAUGGUCAGCUUCAUACUGCUAAAUAACGAUAUCAAGUGCCCGCUGGUUGCCGGUGGAAAUAACAUGAAUAUUCCACUCUUCGGGAGCAUCCUACGCUACGAUGGGGCGUUCUUCAUCAAAAGAAAAAUUGAUCCACUGACGGGGAAGAAAGAUCACGUUUAUCGCGCUAUCCUGCAUACCUAUCUGCAGAAAUGUUUGACCGCCGGGCACAAUGUGGAAUUCUUCAUCGAAGGAGGACGGACGAGAACGGGAAAGCCCUGCAUGCCAAAGAGCGGAAUCCUAUCGGUCAUCGUGGACGCCUUCAACGACAAGAGCAUCUCGGACGCCCUGUUGGUCCCCGUUUCGAUCAACUACGAGAAGCUUGUGGAUGGAAAUUUCGUUCGGGAACAGCUGGGACAGAAGAAGGUACCGGAGAGCUUCUCUUCCGCCGUCUCCGCGAUUGUGAACGUCCUCAAGGCACGAUACGGCCUCAUGCGAAUCGACUUCAACGAGCCAUUUUCGCUAAGUGAGCUGGUAAAGUCGCUGAGAAGCACCACGGAGCUGCAAUACAGUUUCAAUCCUGAAAUGAGGAGUCUACAGCACAAACCAUCGUCGUCGUCCCUCUUCGGUACCGACGUUGUCCAGGAGGAUCAAGAACUGCGGACACUGGUUGAAAAAAUCGCACGGCAUGUCGUGUACGACUGUGCCAAGGCAACAUCCGUCAUGACCACCAAUGCGCUUGCUUUCCUAUUGCUCAAUCGUUUCCGAGAUGGUGCGCCACUGUCCAUUCUCACCGAAGCGCUGGACGAACUGCGAGACAUUCUCAGUUCGAGUUCUCGUGACCUUGGCUUCACGGGAACCUCCGAAGACGUUAUCAGGUACGCAGUCGAUAUACUCGGGCCUGGUUUAGUUACAAUUGAGAAACGAGGCGUACAGCAGUUCGUCAAACCGAUCACGAUCGUUCCGAACGUGAUUGAACUCUCGUACUACUCAAAUAGCUUGGCGCCACAUUUCGCACUGGAUUCAGUGCUGAUUACAUGUGCGGUUUUGAUGAAACGGGAAGCGGAACAGAAAUUACUCGAACAGAAACUGCCCACCGAGGAAGUUAGCGUUGGCCGACAGCACUUGUUCGACACGAGCAUGGAUCUCUGCGAUCUGCUGAUGUAUGAGUUCAUCCUAUCCAAACCCUGCCAGAAAUUAGAAACGCUACUGCAGGACAGUUUCGAUCAGCUGUGUAUGCGGGACCUUUUAGCCCAACAGGAGAUCGAAUACACCGAAGAGGAACACAUUGCUCGUCGUCUGGCGGCCCGACUGGAAUUGGAGGACCUGGAUGAUGGCGUCAGCGAAGACGACUACUUCAGCGAUAGCGCGUCCAACAACGGUCACCAACAGCAACGGGUGGUAGACGAUAUUCCAGUGUACCUGCCCGCCGAGAAGCACUGCGAUCGGAUAGUGCUGCAAUCGGUGCUGGCUCCAUUCACCAGCUCCUACGCGGCUGUUGUGUUUUGCCUCAACAAAUUGGUGGGAGGAAACUCGAUGGUCGAAGCGGAAUUCAUCAAGCUGUGCAUCAAGGAGAUUACGACCCGGGUGGAGCUCGGCGAAUGCAAAUACGGAGAGAGCAUAUCGAUCGAUUCGGUCCGGAAUUGCCUGAAAGUGCUGGAGAAGCGGUCCAAUAUUGAGAUUACGAACAACAGCGGUGUCCGAAUCGUUUCCCUGGCAGCGGAAUUUGACUCCACGGCGGAAGUACUGAGCAUAAUACAAUCAGUGGAAAAGUUUGUACCGAUUUAGUUUCGCCCACCACUGUUCGAUUAUUGAGUUUAAUUCCAAGAAAACGAAAGACUGUUUUGUGUGAGAAAAACGCGAACGUUUUUCGAUCGAGGAGAAUAAACACGUAAAAAUGCAGUUACUUUGUGUUUGGGGUGUGGCUUGUGAGACGUAGGCAUUUGUUUUCCUUAGUCUAAGUAUGUGAUUGAAGGCUGGAACACACACACACAUACACGCACACGGGAUCGAUUUAAAGUACCGGCCCAGUGGGCGCUAAAAUGUGCAAACUAUGCGCGUUAUUAACUAUUAAUAUAGAUAUUACGUCGUUGUAAACGAACCACGACCUAGAUUGUACUGUUUUGUUUGAUGGAGAGGAAAAUAUUUACAAAAAAAAAACAAGUUCCUCAUUUUUUAGGAGCAAACACAGCACCGAUGAGUUAGAAGAGAAACUUUUUUUUCUAAUGUUAGAAGACGCACAGUAGAGUUUAACUGAAAAAUAUAUAUUAGAAUAAAAAAUA
Messenger RNA from Toxorhynchites rutilus septentrionalis, 3619 nucleotides. RefSeq names its product glycerol-3-phosphate acyltransferase 1, mitochondrial (gene mino). The record is from RefSeq and is a predicted model, not a curated record. The coding region runs from base 453 to 3125 and encodes 890 amino acids. Gene Ontology annotation, cellular component: mitochondrial membrane. The transcript has 9 exons. Lineage: Eukaryota; Metazoa; Arthropoda; Insecta; Diptera; Culicidae.